UUCCGAAAAAACCUUGCAGAGAGUGUGUACGGGGGAGUGUGUUACAAACCAAAACAUUGAACAACAAGUUUUUAAUUUUCACGAACAGAAGCGGUGCGUGGCUGCAUCAUCCUACAUCCUUGCAACAUUACCUGGACAGGGCUAAAUAGAAGUCCAUAACCAAGAUGGAUGCACAAAUCCAAAAAAAACGAAAACAUGAAGAUGAUGGCGAAAUCAAGUUUGAAAGUAAAAUGAAAAGUGCUUAUAGGGGACAAAACAAUGAUGUUGCACCAAAUAGCGCCUCCAUUGUGUUUUCAUUGCCAGAAGAAGUUGGUGUACUGGCUGAUGCAUUAUCAAUGUUUAAGAACCGACAGAUAAAUUUAAGGCAUAUUGAAUCUCGCCCGUCUAAAACCAACAAAGAUGAUUAUGAUUUUUAUGUUGAUAUUGAUGAAGAAUUAACUCACUCUGAAAAUGUUAAGUUGGUUCUUGAAGAUCUAAAGGAAAAAGCAAAAAGUGUUGUUCUUCACCAUGAAGAAUCAGUACCAUGGUUUCCAAGAAAGAUAUCUGACUUAGAUAAAUUUGCUGAUCGUGUUUUAAGUUUCGGUGCUGAAUUGGAUUCUGAUCAUCCGGGCUUUACUGACCCUGUCUAUCGAGCAAGGCGUAAGGAGUUUGCUGAUAUUGCAAUCAACUAUAGACAUAAUCAACCACUACCUCAAGUAACAUACACAGAGGAAGAAAUCAAAACAUGGGACGCCGUGUUUACAGAACUGAAAAAGCUGUAUCCAACUCAUGCAUGUCGAGAACUCAAUUAUAUUUUUCCAUUACUUGUGGAGAAUUGUGGAUACAAGGUCGGAUGCAUUCCACAGUUGGCUGAUGUUUCCAAAUUUUUAAAAGAAUGCACUGGCUUCACAUUGCGUCCUGUGGCUGGUUUAUUAUCAUCACGUGACUUUCUUGCUGGACUCGCUUUUCGAGUUUUCCAUUCAACUCAGUACAUAAGACAUGGCAAGAAUCCAAUGUACACUCCGGAACCAGAUGUCAUUCACGAACUUAUUGGACAUGUGCCUCUGUUUGCAGAUCCUAGUUUUGCUCAAUUCUCUCAGGAAAUCGGUUUAGCCUCUUUGGGUGCGCCUGAUGAAUGGGUUGAAAAGCUAGCCACGUUGUAUUGGUUUACUGUUGAGUUUGGUUUAUGUCGACAAAAUGGAGAAGUAAAAGCAUACGGUGCAGGAUUGUUGUCUUCAUUUGGAGAAUUACAGUAUUGUGUGUCAGACAAACCAGAGCAUCUUCCUUUUGAUCCUGAUAAGACAUCGCAAACAAAAUAUCCGAUAACCGAAUAUCAGCCUAGGUACUUUGUUGCAGAAUCUUUUGAAGAUGCCAAAGAGAAAGUGAGAGCAUGGAGUUUAAAAAUCCCACGUCCAUUCACAGUACAUUACAAUCCAUAUACGCAAUGUGUCGAUAUUUUGGACAGCCAGAAAAGAAUUGUUGGUUUGGUGUCGGAAGUCAAGUCGAAUCUCGAAAUACUUCUAAGCGCAUUGAAGAAGCUGGAACACGCAUGAAUGUACGUACGGUAUUAACAUUUUUGCAAAAGUAGACAUUUUCGUGGCAGUUUUUGUUACUCAAUCGGGGAAAAUAAAGUCAAAAAUAUUUUCGCUAGUAAAAUUCAGUAAUCAGCAUUUCAUAAAUUUAGCGAUUUUGACCAUUUUUAUAACAGAUCUAAAGCGCUUAAAAAGGGGAAAACGAUUUUUUUUAUUUUCGUAAAAAGUAAUUAAAAUUUGUUUUCUCCAUGUUCUUGUUAUUUGUCUUUAUUGAAUUUUGCGUAAUAUAAUUUUUUUCAUGUAUUUAUAUGUCUAUAUAUAUUUUAUUUUAUUUAUAACAAAAAGGAUUGAGUGAAUGUUAUUUAUAAUUGUUUGUAGGUUUAUGUAUUUUGUAGGUUAUGUAUUACCUUCAUGUAGACUUAUUGUUGUGAUGCUUAAACCUGAAUUUUGUGUCCUACAGUGUUCCACUACACUUAUUUUAAGGGAUAUAAAAUAUAGCUGGUGUUGUAUAAAAUAUUAUUUGUAAAUUUUUUUAAAAUUUUUGACAAAAUGUAAUAAUAGUGAUUCGUUUGAA
Messenger RNA from Hydractinia symbiolongicarpus, 2085 nucleotides. RefSeq names its product phenylalanine-4-hydroxylase-like. The record is from RefSeq and is a predicted model, not a curated record. NCBI's taxonomy places the organism in Eukaryota, Metazoa, Cnidaria, Hydrozoa, Anthoathecata, Hydractiniidae. The coding region runs from base 165 to 1532 and encodes 455 amino acids. Gene Ontology annotation, molecular function: phenylalanine 4-monooxygenase activity; iron ion binding. Gene Ontology annotation, biological process: L-phenylalanine catabolic process. The transcript has 15 exons.